CUCCUUGGAAACCCUAUGGGGCAGUUCUGCUCUGUCCUGUAGGGUUGCUGCGAGUCGAGAUCAACUUGACUGCAACGGGUUUGGUUUGGUUUUUGUUUUAUUGGUAACCACUUGAGUAAUCUAGACCCCAAAUUGAAUUUACCUGGUCAAAUUGGUAACGAGCGUUUUCUUGAAAGAUAAAUUCUUUGCAACAGAGUAAAAAUUGUAAUUGAGAGAAAACAUUAAAUUUACUGUGGCUUAGUGUACAGUUAUUGACAUUCUUAGAAGGACAUCAGCAGACAAUUGAUCUUUGUCAUCCCUUCCCCCGUAGACAGUGAGCUGCCGUAUCCUGGCAAAGGUAGAUUCCUGGGAAAAGGUGCUUGUUUAUCUUUGAUUUAGCCUGACUAGUUAGUUACUGUUGAUCGUUUCUUCCAGAUAACAUUUAGUUCUUAAAUAAUGUUUGUUGUUUCACUGCUAAUGAGUGUUUCAGCAGCACCGGCGAACCUCGGUGCAGGGAAUUCCUUACGCAUUGAGCCCCGCCCCAGUGUCCAGCGGGCCUCCGCGGGCCUUAGCUUCUGACUUUCCUUCCCCUGAGGCGUGUUAUUGUUUGAUGUGCAAUGAACAGAAUGAUUGACUUUCUCUAAGGACUUGACAAAAACUUCCACUGAGGAUGGCCCUCAUUUUUGAGGGGGGCACCGACCCCCAGGAGACAGGAUGAUGCCUACCCAGUGUUGGGUGUUUAGGGAGAUUUCUUAGACGAUGCUGGGACGGCAGCAGGCCCUUCUCUCGUGCCUGCCUCUCCUCAUCCUCCAAAUACACCACUCGGACACACACUGUCCACCACUGGGGAGGCGUUCACGUGACUGUUCGGCAUUGGAGCUCUAGGACUCACUUGUCACCCCUGGAACUGUCAGCAGCUGACUCAGAAUCAGGAGACCGAGUGGGGUAAUUGACUUCAGAGAGGGAGGGUUUGUGAUUGGACUUAAGCUGCUCAUACGGUGAUUCUUAGUUGUUUACAGUUCAGUUUCUCUUUUAGCAUUUCUUAUUCCCUGUGGUUUUGGAAUUGGUAGCAAUUCUAGUUUUUAAAAAGGAAUUCUAAACAUAUUCCAGAAUAUUUCGAAGAAUGUAACUCCUAAUAAUCAAAAUGCAUAUUUAGUGUAAUUUAUGUAUUUUUUAACCCUAUUUAUUUUCCUUUGUUCUUUUGCUCACAGUACAAAUAUUUCUGGUAUGCAGAUGUUAUUUGUAAAACAAGUUAUAGUUGUAACUAUUCUUAUUUCUAUGUUUUUCUUUAUUUUUAUUUUUUUUACAGAAAUGAGCCGUCAGACCGCGACAGCAUUACCCACUGGGACGUCCAAGUGUACCCCAUCCCAGAGGGUGCCUGCCCUCACAGGCACAACCGCAUCCAACAAUGACUUGGCGAGUCUUUUUGAGUGUCCAGUCUGCUUUGACUAUGUGUUACCACCCAUUCUUCAGUGUCAGAGCGGCCAUCUUGUUUGUAGCAACUGUCGCCCAAAGCUCACGUGUUGUCCAACUUGCCGGGGCCCGUUGGGGUCCAUCCGCAACUUGGCUAUGGAGAAAGUGGCCAAUUCAGUACUUUUCCCUUGUAAAUAUGCCUCUUCUGGUUGUGAAAUAACUCUGCCCCACACAGAAAAAGCAGACCACGAAGAGCUCUGUGAGUUUCGGCCUUACUCCUGUCCGUGCCCUGGUGCUUCCUGUAAAUGGCAGGGCUCCUUGGAUGCUGUCAUGCCCCAUCUGAUGCAUCAGCACAAGUCCAUCACAACCCUGCAGGGAGAGGAUAUCGUUUUCCUUGCUACAGACAUUAAUCUUCCUGGUGCUGUGGACUGGGUGAUGAUGCAGUCCUGUUUUGGUUUUCACUUCAUGUUAGUCUUGGAGAAACAGGAAAAAUACGACGGUCACCAGCAGUUCUUCGCAAUUGUACAGCUGAUAGGAACGCGCAAGCAAGCUGAAAAUUUUGCUUAUCGACUUGAGCUAAAUGGUCACAGGCGGCGAUUGACUUGGGAAGCGACUCCUCGGUCUAUUCAUGAGGGAAUUGCAACGGCCAUUAUGAAUAGUGACUGUCUAGUCUUUGACACCAGCAUUGCACAGCUUUUUGCAGAAAAUGGCAAUUUAGGCAUCAAUGUAACUAUUUCCAUGUGUUGAAAUGGCAGUCAGACCUUCUCUGGCCAGUGUUUAACACGUCGCAUUCAACUUCACAGAGAGUAAGGCAGCCGUCCGCCUGCCAGCCGGAAACUGCUUUAGUAGGUGGAAGCUAGACGCGGGAAGGUAAAUAAAAGGAAGGCUGUUAAUACAGGAAACAGUUGCAUGUAGUAACACUAAUAUAUUUAAAAAUAAGUCAACAGUAAACCACUGAGAAAAUAUAUAUAUAUAUAUCCUCCCAAGACGGGCAUCUUUUGUAUUAAGAAAGUUGAUUCUGCAGGAAGCAUUGUAAAAUAAUUCUGAAUUUGUGUUUGUUGUAGAUCGAUUGUACUGUUGAAAAAUACUGGGGUUUUUUGUUUUGUUUCGGCGUGUGUGUGCGCACGUGUGUAUGUGUGUGUUGGGUUUUUUCUCCCCCUUAACUGACAAGCCAUGUGGAGUGGUCCUGGACCGCUGCUUUCCGAGCCCUCUGUGAGUCACUGCGUAGUGCUGCUGUGUGUGGUUUUUCUUCGUGUGUGUGUGUGUGUGUGUGUGUGUGUGUUUGCUAAUUUUUAUUAAGUCUAGUUUUUCAUUAAAUAAAUAAAUUUGACUUUCUUUUCUGUAAUUCAGGUUUUUCCUUACUUUUUUUGUACCUUUUUAAAGUUAGUGUCUUUUUGAUAUGCAUAAUUGUUUAUGGUGAAGUUAUACAUAUGUGUUUGGUAUUUUCUUUUCCCCCAUUGAUCAGUUAAUUAGAAAUAUUUUAAAUUCAGCUGUUUUGUGAAGAUAAGAAUUCCAGAAAGGAAAGGUAACAUUGGAAGAAUUAUCAAAAGCUAUUUAAAGCAGCUAAAAAAAUGGUCUCAGUUCUGUCUCUUUUUUCCAUUUGAGUCAUACCUUCAAACUUAUUUUUUGAAAGGUUAGGGAAUAAAUUCUGAUUUUUAAAAAAAAGAAAAUCAGGCUUUUUUUUUCCUUUUUCAGAUAUUUUGGGUAAAUCACAUGUUUAAAAUUUGUUCUUGUAUUUAUUGGUUUUGGAGAAGAAGGCAUAGUCUUACACAGUAUUUGUAAUUAAAAGCAAAUCAUUUGUUUAAAAAAGACAGUUUGCAAAAAAAAGAUGUUUUUGUCUUUUAUAAUUCUCAUUAAAAGAAUAUCUGGCAAAUUAAAAACUCUUAAUGUGUCUGCUUUAGCUCUAAGUUUGAUGAAAAUCCCCCAGUUACUUUCCUCUUGCGUUCUGCACUUUGGGAGAGCUUAGAUAAGCUCUGAGGCUGGAGAAUGCUUAAGGCCACUGUUUGGAUUACAGUUUCCUUUCUUCCUUCUUGCCAACAUCUUGUCACCAGCGGCCUUGCUUCCUGAGGGUGCACUGGAGUUAAUACUAGUAGCGACCUCGGGAGGUUGAACGGGUACAAGUCAGUUACCUAGAACGUUGCUUCCGUGGAGUAAGCACCGUCAGAUGGAAGCUGCUGUGGGUGUGCCUACGGGUAAUUGUUGCUCAUCAGCCUUCGAGGUACAUGGCAACACUUUGAAAUUGCCUUCUGAAUGGCCAGAGAUCAUUUUAUUUUGUGUGGUUUCUAUGGAUACUGUUAAGUCUAGAAAGUCAAUUACAAUUAAUUUGUAUUUCCCCCUUACCCCACCAUCAAUUCCAGACAACAGAGUUUACUUCUCUUAGUCUUUGUCUUCCCUGUGUGAGCGUUGCUUUUUGAACUGGUUAGAACGUGUGCUUGUGAAGCCAUUUCUUUGUGCUGAAAAGGAACAGUUCAACCACAAAUCCAGGCCUACUGUUAGCAUGUGUUUUACAAAAGCAGCUUUUCCACCCUACUUGGUCCAAACAGACAAACCAAACC
Trichechus manatus latirostris (Florida manatee) is the source of this 3947-nucleotide messenger RNA. It is a transcript of the gene SIAH1, whose product is annotated as siah E3 ubiquitin protein ligase 1. Gene Ontology annotation, cellular component: cytoplasm. The transcript has a single exon. Gene Ontology annotation, molecular function: ubiquitin protein ligase activity; zinc ion binding; ubiquitin conjugating enzyme binding. NCBI's taxonomy places the organism in Eukaryota, Metazoa, Chordata, Mammalia, Sirenia, Trichechidae. The coding region runs from base 1144 to 2139 and encodes 331 amino acids. The record is from RefSeq and is a predicted model, not a curated record. Gene Ontology annotation, biological process: proteasome-mediated ubiquitin-dependent protein catabolic process; multicellular organism development.